This is a messenger RNA of Drosophila serrata, 1253 nucleotides long. It is a transcript of the gene Nup37, whose product is annotated as nuclear pore complex protein Nup37. NCBI's taxonomy places the organism in Eukaryota, Metazoa, Arthropoda, Insecta, Diptera, Drosophilidae. Gene Ontology annotation, molecular function: protein binding. The record is from RefSeq and is a predicted model, not a curated record. Gene Ontology annotation, cellular component: nuclear pore outer ring.
GGCAGCUCUACCAAACAGCAUGCGGUCAUACUGGAAACAACAUUUUUAAACCGCGCCGGUGUUUUGUUGCAUUUAUUAACAAAACUUAGCAAAUAUAUGAAAAUAACUAGCGAUGCGAGUACUAACGGAGCCCCACCAUACCAUAUCGAUGCCCGAUGGGAUCCUUUCCUACGAAUUAUGCGGCAACGAGUUCGCCUACAACCUGUUGGCCGUGGCAAUGAGGGACUGUCUGCGCCUUCUCCUCGUUGGACUGCCGGAGGAGACCGUCGAGUUUGGGUAUUCACAUCUGCUUGAUCUAACGCUGGACAAAGAAGAUGUGGAAAGAAUUGAUGAACGGCGGGUCGUCAGUUCCAUUGCUUUUGCACCGGACACAUCGCUUAACUGCACACCCAAAAAUGUGACUCUAUGCGCUGCCCGCUGGGAAAUAAUGGACAUCUUUCGCACCGAUCUGGGCCAGUUCAAUACCGUGCAUAAGCUGCGCGGCCACAAAGACUACAUAAACGAUAUGGCCUGGGUUUGCGAGGGCAAUCUACUGGCCUCUGUCAGCGAUGACUUCACCUGCCGCUUCUGGAACACUUCCGAUCAGCGGACGGUUCUUACCUUCCGCCUAACAUCUGCCGGAAUGUCGGUCAAGGGCCAUCCCGAUGAUCCUAGCAAGGUGCUGGUGGCGGAGAAGAAGGGCAUCAUCCGUUUGUACAAUGUGAACACCAAGCAGGCCGUCAUCUCGGUGCAGUCGCCAAAAUUCCCGCUCAUGUCCGCCGAUUGGGCACUCAGCAACCGGUAUUUUAUCACUGCCCUGGCUGGGGGCGAUGUGAUUACCUGGGAUCUCAACAGACCCGUUGUGCCCGCCGAUGUGAAGCAAGUGCAUGAGGAUGGCGGACGUUCAGUCCGCUUUGCUCCCGGAAGCUCGGAAAUGGUCCUCGCCAGCAUAGGACGACCGGAUGUAACGCUCAAGGUAUUUGCAGCGAAAUCAACGAUGCCAUUAAUUGAGGCCACCCUGAAGACCUUCGGGGGAAUGGCAUGGCACCAGAGAUUGCCAUACAUCAGCGCCGUCUCUGACAGGGAUUUGCAUUUCUGGAAGGUGCAAAUGAAGUAGAGAUAUUUUAGUUCGUGACGAAGUUACUGGAAAAGAGCGCAACUUACAUACUAUAUUAUGUUUUUUUCAGCUUGUAUAUUAAAAGUUUUAAUUUAGGAAAUCUUUACCAAUACAAAAGUUAUCCGCAUAUUACUUUUUAUACACUUGCAGAGAGUUU